GCCUGACUCGGUGACUGAGUUCUGCUGCUCUUAAACAGGGCACGACAGCGUUUUGAGGAAAUUUUCCGAAUUCCUAAAACCUCCGAACUCAGUUAUAAUCGAGUUCUGACUCAAACGGGAAUCGGCGAAACGCGGAAGGGUGUCGCUCAAAAUAUUCCCGUGGCCGGAACGCCGCCUCUCUCCCUCCUGUUGGAUUUGUGUCAACGUGAACCCGAGUCACUAUAUUCAAUUGAUUGCCCUUGGACGCGGUAUCGUGUGUGCACUGUUGGUGUUGCUUAGAUCUUAAUUGAUAUGGCUAGAAAGUACAGUAGUGAGUCCUCGGAUUCUGAGAAAAGAAAUAGACGCAAACGUGAUGAGAGGCGAGGUGAGCGCCCACACGAUGAUAAACAUAGGGAAAGAGGCAGUGGGAAGGAUUUGUUGGAUUCUGAUAAAAGAAGUAGAAAACGGCAUGGGGGGCUAGAUGAGCGUAGUGGUGAUGAUAAGGAUAGGGAAAGAGUGGAUGAGAAGGAUAUUAGGGAUAAAGAUGGAAGGUGGCAAAGCAAACAUGUAGAUAAACAUAGGGAAAGAGGCAGUGGCAAGGAUUUGUUGGAUUCUGAUAAAAGAGGUAGAAAAUGGCACGGGAGACUAGAUGAGCGUAGUGAUGAUGGUAAGGAUAAGGAAAGAGUGGAUGAGAAGGAUAUUAGGGAUAAAGAUGGAAUGUGGCAAAGCAAACAUGUAGAGCAAAAGCAAUCUCGACAAAGUUCUGAUGAAGAGGGUGAGUGGGUAGAUAGAGAAAGGGGCAGGCAUGAAAGAGAGAGAAACCAUCCACAUGAGGAAGGGCAUAGACAUCGAGAAACUGGGGAGCUUGAUAAGGUGAAAGAAUCUUAUCAAAGUUCUGAUGAAUAUGACAAUCGAGUUGAGAGAGAGAAGCGGGAAAGAGAGAGAUCUCGCUGGCAUGGGGAUGCUCAUAAACAGCGGGAAACUGAUGAUAGUGGUAGAAAAAAGGACUGGUAUGCACGUCAAAAUUCAGGAGACGAUGAUGACAGGAAAAUGCACAGAAAAUCAGAGCGACGAAAACAUAGUACUGAACAUCAAAAGCAGGGUUUGAGUUCCAGGGGGGAAGAUGAUAGAGACAGUAAGGCCCUGGAAGAUGCAAAACCUCAUAGACAGCCAAGAUUACAAGAAGGAAAUUUAAAUGGGGAUGCAUCAAAUUUGGGUAAGAGUGGUGGAGUUUAUAUUCCACCAUUUAAGUUGGCUAGAAUGAUGAAAGAGGUCGAGGAUAAAAGCAGUGUUGAGUAUCAGCGGUUGACAUGGGAUGCCCUUCGGAAGAGUAUAAACGGGCUUGUGAACAAGGUUAAUGCCACUAAUAUAAAGAAUAUUAUUCCUGAGCUCUUCUCUGAGAAUCUGAUCCGGGGUAGGGGUCUAUUCUGCCGGUCGUGUAUGAAGUCACAGAUGUCAUCUCCAGGUUUCACAGAUGUGUUUGCUGCACUGGUUGCUGUUGUCAACACCAAGUUUCCUGAGGUGGGAGAUCUUCUAUUGAGAAGGAUUAUUUUGCAGCUCAAGAGAGCAUAUAAGCGCAAUGACAAGCCGCAAUUACUAGCUGCUGUUAAAUUUAUUGCACAUCUAGUGAAUCAGCAAGUGGCUCAUGAGAUCAUUGCAUUAGAGUUGCUCACAGUGCUGCUUGAGAAUCCAACCGAUGACAGCGUUGAGGUAGCUGUUGGCUUUGUCACAGAGUGUGGAUCAAUUUUGCAAGAUCUCUCUCCCAAAGGCCUGCACGGAAUAUUUGAGAGGUUUCGUGGAAUUCUUCAUGAAGGGGAAAUAGAUAAACGGGUACAAUUUCUUAUUGAAGGGCUAUUUGCAAUAAGAAAAGCAAAGUUUCAGGGGUACCCCGCUGUUCGUCCAGAACUGGACCUUGUAGAGCAGGAAGAUCAGUUAACCCAUGAGGCAUCUCUCCAAGAUGAAAUAGAUCCAGAGAUUACGCUUGAUAUAUUCAAGGCGGAUCCUAAUUUUAUUGAGAAUGAGAGACGCUAUGAAGAGGUUAGGAAAACUAUUUUGGGUGAAGAGUCUGAAGAUGAAGAUGGUUCAGAUGCUGGUUCAGAUGAUGAUGAGGAUGAUGAAGAUGACUCUGAGGAAGAGGACGAGGAGCAGAUGAAAAUAAAGGAUGAAACAGAGACAAACCUUGUAAAUCUUCGGAGGACAAUCUACUUAACCAUCAUGUCUAGUGUAGAUUUUGAGGAGGCUGGUCAUAAACUCCUGAAAAUCAAACUAGAGCCAGGUCAAGAGAUGGAGUUGUGCAUUAUGCUCUUGGAAUGCUGCAGUCAGGAGAGAACUUACCUCCGGUAUUAUGGUCUUUUGGGUCAGCGAUUCUGUAUGAUCAAUAAAGUGCACCAGGAAAACUUUGAGAAGUGCUUUGUCCAGCAAUAUUCCAUGAUUCAUCGGCUUGAAACAAAUAAGCUGCGUAAUGUGGGGAAGUUUUUUGCACAUCUACUCGGCACAGAUGCUCUGCCCUGGCAUGUUUUAGCAUAUAUACGCUUAACAGAGGAGGAUACUACUUCUUCUUCUCGAAUAUUUAUUAAGAUUCUAUUCCAGGAAUUGUCAGAGCAUUUGGGCAUCCGGUUACUGAAUGAACGGCUUACGGAUCCUACGAUGCUGGACUCCUUUGAAUCUAUAUUCCCAAGGGAUAAUCCCAAGAACACGCGUUUUUCUAUUAACUUCUUCACAUCCAUUGGGCUUGGUGGCAUCACUGAGAAUUUACGCGAGUACUUGAAGAAUAUGCCACGCCUAAUCAUGCAACAAGAGCAAGCAGUGUCAGAAUCUGAAUCAGAUGACGAAUCUGGUAGUUCUGACACAGAGACGGCUAGUUCUGAGAGACAGUCUGAUUCAUCAGGCUCAGAUGAGAGUGAAAGGGAUGAUAGACGGAGGAAGAGGAGGAGGAGAGAAUAAGGGAAUGUCAACAAAGACAACACCACAGGAAACAUUUGAUUACGAUGUAUUUUUAUUGUCAUGUGAUUCAAGUGCUGCCAAUUUUUGUUCAUCAUGUAUUUUUAUUCUCUUUUUCUGUUACUUUUUAGUUAAGCUGAAACGCCAAACUAGAGGUAGAAUGUUUUUAAUGUUUUUUCAAGGCUUCA
Molecule: messenger RNA, 3107 nt
Organism: Juglans microcarpa x Juglans regia
Lineage: Eukaryota; Viridiplantae; Streptophyta; Magnoliopsida; Fagales; Juglandaceae
Product: pre-mRNA-splicing factor CWC22 homolog
Exons: 8
Coding region: 292-2922 (876 amino acids)
Biological process (GO): mRNA splicing, via spliceosome
Cellular component (GO): catalytic step 2 spliceosome
Molecular function (GO): protein binding; RNA binding
Source: RefSeq, a predicted model, not a curated record